This is a messenger RNA of Trematomus bernacchii (emerald rockcod), 1981 nucleotides long. RefSeq names its product solute carrier family 39 member 8 (gene slc39a8). The record is from RefSeq and is a predicted model, not a curated record. Gene Ontology annotation, cellular component: membrane. Bases 324 to 1712 code for a protein of 462 amino acids. Gene Ontology annotation, molecular function: zinc ion transmembrane transporter activity. Gene Ontology annotation, biological process: intracellular zinc ion homeostasis; zinc ion import across plasma membrane. The transcript is spliced from 8 exons. NCBI's taxonomy places the organism in Eukaryota, Metazoa, Chordata, Actinopteri, Perciformes, Nototheniidae.
UGUGUGUGUGUGAGCACGUUGCAUACCAAGUGAGAAAGUGAGCCACAAAAGAAGGCAUUAUGAGUGCACGCGGUCGGUCACCUCCAUGUUUUUCCUGCAUGGCUGUGCAGACUGAUCUUUGAACCUGAUCUCUGAUAAAUCCCUCCGCGCACAUCAGAGGAACUGCUUCUCCUAAAAUAAUUUAAUCAGCGAGCAGGAAACUUAAAGGAGGAACCCUUUAAAUUCCGCCUCAGUGCCAUGGAUCUGUGGACCUCUGCUGGGACAUCCUGAGCAGCAGAAGGACUCGUUUUUUUUACCUCAAGAAAACUCCUACAAACACAGAGAUGUUUACUUUAAAAUGUUUUAUCACGUGCAUUUUGGUUUUUAUACCGACGUGUCUCAGUAAAAAAGCUGUUGGCCGGGAUGGGAAGGUAUUUCUGGAGAAUAUUUUACGGUAUUAUGGACAAAAUAAUUCAAUUUCAACGGAAAAUCUGGAGAAUCUACUGCUGCUAAUCUCAGACAGAAGAGCUGAGCUGAUAACUGAAGGAAACCCGCUGGCAGGCGAAGAGUGUCAGUCUACAGAGCAGAUUUUGUCUCACUUUGGCUUCAGCAAUGAGAGCCAGCUGACGGUGGAGCAUCUGGGGAGGAUCUGCCCCGCGGUGCUGACCCAGGUCCUGCUGCCCUCCUGCCCCUACACCGGCUCCGAGACGCUGCUGCCCCAAGACUACUCCGUGUGGGGUUACGGGUUUCUGUCCGUCACUGUGAUCAACCUGGCGUCUCUGCUCGGCCUCUUCCUGAUCCCCUUCACCAAGAAGCCAUAUUUCCCCAAACUGCUGACCUACUUCAUCGGCCUCGCUAUCGGGACGCUCUUCUCCAACGCUGUGCUGCAGCUCAUACCCGAGGCGCUUGGUUUUGAUCCCAAAUUGGAUGACUAUGUGGAGAACGCAGUUGGAAUAUUUGGAGGGUUUUAUCUCCUUUUCGUUGUGGAGAAGGUACUGAAAAUGGCUCUCAGGAUAGACGAUGAGCAUGGCCACAGCGACUUCACUCCUUCUGAUCCUCCUCAAGAAAACUUGCUCCAGAACGGGGAUUUACCGGAGAAAAAGGACUCCAUUGUUCUGACCAGCGUCAACACCAUCGCCACCGACAAGAGCAGCCCGAACGCUGAGCCUGUGAACACAAACGUGACGACCUCUCAGGACGUGCAGGUAUCAGGCAUGAUGUGCCACUGGCUGCGAGGAACUCGUGUCUCCAGCAUCAAGACGGUGGCGUGGAUGAUCACUCUGAGCGAUGCGGUGCACAACUUCAUCGACGGCCUGGCUAUCGGCGCCUCGUUCACCGUGUCCCUCCUGGCGGGCUUCAGUACGUCCACCGCCAUCGUGUGCGAGGAGUUCCCCCACGAGCUCGGGGACUUUGUGAUCCUGCUGAACGCUGGUAUGACCGUCCCACAGGCCAUUUUCUUCAACAUGCUGUCUGCGGUGUCGUGUUACAUCGGGCUGGCGUUCGGCAUCCUGCUCGGGAGCAACUUUGCCCCCAAUGCAAUCUUUGCCAUCGCGGGAGGAAUGUUUCUGUACAUUGCUCUGGCAGACAUGUUUCCGGAGAUGGAGAAAAUUUCACGGGAACAGAAGGGGACUUCCAACAAGAUCAUCUUCUUCAUCAUCCAGAACGUGGGGCUGCUGAGCGGCUUCGCCAUCAUCCUGCUCAUCACCAUGUACGCAGGGGAAAUCAACCUCUAGAGAGAGACUAAGGAACAAAAACUGGAAAGAAAAAUUCAAUAAAAAAUGAGCUGCUUCUAUUUCUACUCACUCGGCUGGGCGGGAAAGUGAAUGUAAAUGUUUUGUACGAACAAAACCAAAAUGGAAAAAAAAAGCUUUUAUAUCUUUUGACUAUCAAGUAAGUGGAACGUUUAGCUCCAUAAAAAGGGAAAUCUGUACAAUCAUUAUGUAUGAACUCUAGUCAAAUUGUGUUUUUUUGAGGAGACAAUAAAUUAUUUUUUCAGUCUUCA